AUGACCGACCUCACCUACAUCAAAGCGUUCCUCCUGCUACCUCAGUCUUCAAAUAUCACUACUCAUUUCACUCUAGAGACACCCUACGGCUUAAUAGUUGAGUUGAAAACAGGCGAAAAGCUCAGCGUACGUCUCAAAGAGAAUCCCACGGCCACCAAUUCACAGGAUACGCCGGACUGUGCGCUCAAAAUCCAGCCUGGCACGCAUCUAACAGGCUCACCUGAAUCUCACCGAGAGCCAACCCCUACAGUGGACACCGCCUCAGAUCGCCAGUCUUCUAACAUGGGAUACGGGUACGCCAUAUUCACGGACUGGGGGACUUCAGGCUUGUGGUACGAUUCAAACUGGCCCGGGAACGACCCCGAAAUCGACUUUCACAUCGACCUUGAAGAUCUCGAAGACCGGUACCCUGCUGCUUGGCUCCAGGCCUUUGCACGUUGGAUAGAACAGUAUGAUGACUCGUUCGUGGCGGGAGAAUGCCACCUCAGCUCUUUUGGUGUACUCUUCCCUGACUUGGAGGAGCGGCAGGCAUGGCUUGUGGAAGGUGCGCUACUGGCGGCUUGGUUGGCUUUGCAGAGCGACGUCGGCCAUGUCAGUUAUCAUCCUAUUGGCCGUAAUUGGGAACUUGAACGCGGAGGUGUGGCAGCGUCUCUGGCCGAGAUUGUUAGGAACGUGAUGGAUGACUCGAGCAUUGAUUCAGAGUCAGAGCAGGGAGGAGAUUAG
Messenger RNA from Colletotrichum siamense, 723 nucleotides. RefSeq lists its product as uncharacterized. NCBI's taxonomy places the organism in Eukaryota, Fungi, Ascomycota, Sordariomycetes, Glomerellales, Glomerellaceae. The record is from RefSeq and is a predicted model, not a curated record. Bases 1 to 723 code for a protein of 240 amino acids. The transcript has a single exon.